AUGGUCAAAGUAGACGACUUCGCCGUAGAGUCCUGGAUGGACGCAUAUGAGACAAAAUGCAAGUACAACAUUGCCGAAACAUGUUGUGCCUCAGUCUCUAUCGAUCAGCUACGCGACCUGUCUGAUAAAAAAGAGACACCCGUCUUCGACACUUCGCGUAUCCUAAACUAUGGUGACAUCAGAGGCAACGAAGAGCUACGGAGUAACCUCGCACGUCUCUACUCUGCAAAAGUCACCACGCCCCUAUCCCCAGACAACAUUCUCACCACCCCAGGCGCCAUACAAGCAAACUACCUAGCCACCUACACCCUCAUCGGCCCCGGCGACCAUGUCAUCUGCCACUACCCUACCUACCAAUCCCUCUACGCUGUGCCCGAACAACUUGGCGCCAGCGUCUCCCUCUGGAAAGCUUCCCCAGAAAACGCGUGGAUACCGUCCAUCACCGACCUAGAAGCCCUCAUCCAGCCCACCACCAAACUAAUCAUCAUCAAUAACCCCAACAACCCAACCGGCGCUGUCCUCGGAAAAUCCUUCCUCCAUUCCCUCAUCAACCUCGCCUCCACCCACAACAUCACCAUCCUAAGCGAUGAAGUCUACCGCCCCCUCUUCCACUCCCUCGGCCCCUUCGACAAAGACUUCCCCCCCUCCCUUCUCUCCAUGGGUUACGAAAACGUCAUAGUAACCGGCUCAAUGUCAAAAGCUUAUUCGCUCGCUGGUCUACGCAUCGGCUGGAUAGCUUCUCGCAGUUCCUCUCUAAUCGAGAAAGUAGCGUCUGCACGCCACUACACCACGAUUUCCGUGUCCGCCCUCUCCGAACACAUUGCCGCUUUUGCCCUUUCCCCCACCACUGUGCACGGCCUACUCGCCCGCAACAUCCAGCUCGCCAAGACGAACCUCGCGUUGCUGGAAAAGUUCAUGGUGAAGAAUGAGGAUGAAGCUACCUGGGUUAAGCCCGUGGCAGGUACGACAGCGUUUAUAAAGUUUCAUAGAGACGGUAAAGCCGUGGAUGAUGUGGAUUUUUGUAAAAAGCUACUCGAGACCACGGGCGUGCUUUUUGUGCCGGGUAGUACGUGUUUUGGAGAGGAGUGGAAGGGUUAUGUGAGGGUGGGGUUUGUGAAUCAGACUGAGGUUGUGAAGGAGGGCUUGGAUGCAGUGACGAAGUUUGUUAGGAAACAGUUGGAUGAGGUUGCGUUGGCGGAGUGA
This is a messenger RNA of Pyrenophora tritici-repentis Pt-1C-BFP, 1203 nucleotides long. Its product is annotated as Aspartate-tyrosine-aromatic aminotransferase. Gene Ontology annotation, molecular function: pyridoxal phosphate binding; catalytic activity. Gene Ontology annotation, biological process: biosynthetic process. NCBI's taxonomy places the organism in Eukaryota, Fungi, Ascomycota, Dothideomycetes, Pleosporales, Pleosporaceae. The record is from RefSeq and is a predicted model, not a curated record.